This is a messenger RNA of Mizuhopecten yessoensis (Yesso scallop), 1776 nucleotides long. RefSeq names its product Y-box factor homolog. Bases 110 to 1015 code for a protein of 301 amino acids. The transcript has 7 exons. Gene Ontology annotation, molecular function: nucleic acid binding. Gene Ontology annotation, cellular component: nucleus. The record is from RefSeq and is a predicted model, not a curated record. Gene Ontology annotation, biological process: regulation of gene expression. NCBI's taxonomy places the organism in Eukaryota, Metazoa, Mollusca, Bivalvia, Pectinida, Pectinidae.
ACGGGGGUCACCAACUUACCGAGGGUGAGAGAGAAGAACAAAGGGAAAGAGCAAGGAAGUCCAGUUACCAACAGGACAAAUUGUAACACCUUUAUUACCAUCAGAGGCCAUGUCCGAUUCCGAAAAACAACCGGAGGAAGUAGAAGAACCUAAGAAAAAUGUCAUCGCGACGAAAGUUACCGGCACAGUGAAAUGGUUCAACGUCAAAAGCGGAUAUGGCUUCAUUAACAGAGAUGACACCAAAGAAGACGUCUUUGUCCAUCAGACUGCCAUUACAAAGAACAACCCUCGAAAAUACCUCCGAAGUGUCGGUGACGGAGAGAAAGUCGAGUUUGAUGUCGUGGAAGGAGAAAAGGGCAAUGAGGCAUCAAACGUGACCGGACCCGAGGGCAAUCCCGUCCAGGGCAGCAAGUACGCCGCUGACCGCCGUCGCUACCGUGGCUACUACCGAGGAGGACCUGGCCGCCGACCCUUCUCCGGCUCCCGCAACGGUGACGCUGGCGAGGUAGAGGAGGUUGAAGAAGGAGAAGAGAGGCAGAGGCGUCCUCCUGGACCUCCCCGACGCAGGCCAUACCGUGGAGGAUACUAUGGUGGUGGCGGUGGCGGCUAUCGUGGUUACUUCCGUGGUGGCAACUUCCGCAGGGGCCCACUCAGGGGACCCCCAAGGUACCAAAAUCAUGGAGGGGAGAUGGUUGAGGAGGAUGGGCAGUACAUGGAUGACCAAUUCCGUCGUCGUCGCCGACCUUUUGGCUACCGAUUUUACCAACCACGUAACCCAAGGUACUAUGGCCAGGGUGGCGGCGAAGAAGACGGAUCAUUCAGGGGUCGUCCUUUCAGAGGAAGAGGACGUGGAGGUCGGGGACGUGGUGGUCGGGGGCGUGGAAACCCGAGGAAGAGGACAAACAAAGAUAACCAAGAAACCAACAGCCAGGAGGGAGGAGAUUCUAAUGAUGCCGGUGCCGAAUCCUCGGGCGCAGGAGACGACCGAAAAGACGGAGGAGAGCAGGCCGAGUAAGCAUCUCUCGCGGGCAACCAUCUUGCAUCACCAUCCAAGAGCAUAUUAUGAUAAACCUUUGUUAUGUAGUCCAGCAGUCUAGACUCCUGCAUCUGUGUAUUGCUUUAAACACAUGGCCUUUUUCCUUUAUAAAUGUAUUUAAAAACUACAAUCUUGACAUGGCCGACUUGCUGUAACCAACGAAGGAACAGAUGGCAGCAGGUCUAAAAUGUUCUCUUUUGUGUGUAGGAAAGAAACACCAACUCACUCGACUAUGCAAAAAACUAACCCGCCAUGAAUGAAUACAGUAGCUUUUCCUCCGAAGACAAACAGAAGAGAAAGGUUGAAAAUUUGUCUCUGAUGGCACACAUAAGAGAAAAGUUGAUGACUUGGACUCUGACGAUGAACUGAAGAGAAAAGUUGUUUGUGUGAUUUUUACACAAUAAACAAAACUAAAGAAAAAAAUUAUUUUAUACAAGGAACAAAAGAAGUUUUUUAUACUAAUAUUUAUCAAAAAAACGGAAUGAAACGUAUUUCAAUUCCAAAUAUAUGUGAAGAAACUAUUUUACAAAAUAUGGCAAAUAUUUGGAAUACAUUAAAGUUGACUGACUUGGUGUUUAAUAUGAUACCAAUGUAAUUUGAUAGUGCUUAAUUGAACUUUCUCACAGGGGUCUACAUCCGGUUUCUGUGUAGAUCCAAAAAUAACCCAGGCGGCGAAUGAAAUUUACGUCUGAAAGACAAAAAAUUGUGCAUGAAAUAAACAUCUGCAUUGACCAAAAAAA